Anopheles maculipalpis is the source of this 699-nucleotide messenger RNA. RefSeq lists its product as uncharacterized. The record is from RefSeq and is a predicted model, not a curated record. Bases 1 to 699 code for a protein of 232 amino acids. NCBI's taxonomy places the organism in Eukaryota, Metazoa, Arthropoda, Insecta, Diptera, Culicidae. The transcript has 2 exons.
AUGGAGCCCCACAAUCGGCCAAUCGCUGGCGAAGCGUACGAACGCAGCAACACCACCAUCUCGACCAACACAUUCCAGAUCUGGGAAACGACCGUACGGUUGGCGCAGAUUCAAACGCUGAUCGAUAAGCUUUGUCUCGCGACCUGCCCGGAUGAGGCGAUGAUAUGCUUCCUGCAGGAAACGGACGGCCAGUCGAUGCUGGACAUCAUCUCCGACGAUGAAGAGGAGGACGAUACGGAACCACAGCAGCUUCGCGGCAAGAGCUAUCUCAAGCGCAUGAUACAGGAUAUGUACACGCGGCCCCAGAUGAUCGGCACGGUCAAAAUGAUCCUAUACCACUGUCUGACGACGAUGGCGGAAAAGCUAACGCAGGACAUAAAGUUCCGGUCGGAGAAUGCAGAAUUCUUCGACGAUCUAGAGCUGGUGCUUAGCCGCAUGACUGAUGAGGCGGCUGAAACUACCAAGCGUGAAAUUAUGCAGUACUUGUCGAUUGCGAAGAAACGGCUCGCCAGACGGAAACGGGUGCGAGAUCAGCAGCAGCAGCAACAGGAACAACGGCUGCAAAAUCAAGAACAGCAGCAGCAGCAGGAACCUUCACCGUCGUCGUCUUCUUCGUCCUCCUCCUCCUCUGCCUCGUCAUCCAAUUCCUCGGCAUCGACGCCUGACGCCUGUCGAGUGUCUCCACCGUAUGGAUCCUAG